AUGCCACGCUGGUUCAAUACAUUACAAUUACAUCGUCGUUGGAAACAGUCGAAAACACAACAUAAGCGCACCGUAAAUGGAAAAUACAAACUACUACAUGAGAUCGGACAAGGCGCUUCGGGCAUUGUCCAUCUUGCGGUAGACACCAAAACCAAUGUCCGAUAUGCCAUUAAAGAGCUCAGCAAAUCGAAACUUCAACGUCAAUAUCAUUCCGAAUUACUGCGUCAAUCAGGACCUGCCGGCAUCGCACAAUCCAAAAAGAGAAAACUCAAUCACCAUGACAAUGAAACAAUAAAAGAACUCUAUAUCGAAGAAUCAAAUCUGUUAAAGAAAUUAGCUCCACAUGAAAACAUUAUUAAAUUUGUCGAGGUGAUUGAAGACGUCGAAUACAAUGAUUCCAUCUUUAUAGCAGUAAUGGAAUAUGCUGAAAAUGGCAUUGUCAUGGAUGUCACACCUCACUCUGUAACAAAGGCACUUUCUGACACAAAAUGCCGCAUUAUUUUCAAGCAAUUAGUGGCUGCAGUGACCCAUUUACAUCAGAACGGAAUUAUCCACAGAGAUAUUAAACCGCAAAAUUUACUAUUAUCAAACGAGAAUAUCGUCAAAUUGAUCGAUUUCGGUAACGCCACUAUUGUCACAGAAUCACUUGGCUAUACGACAGGUACACCUGCGUUUAUGGCACCUGAGCUCUUGAAAAAAGUGCAAGGAUCCCCUACCAGUGCCGAUCUAUGGUCCAUGGGUGUCACUCUUUAUUGUUUGGCCUAUGGUCAUUUACCGUUCGAAAAAGCAAGUCUAUUGGACUUGUAUGCAGAUAUUCAGAACAAAACUAUCUCUCACACUGAUCAAGUGGAUCCCCAAUUAGCGGAUUUAAUUGACAAAUUAUUGGAGAAAAAUCCCGUAGACCGAAUCACCUUGAAAGACGUGAGCUCGCAUCCAUGGUUGAAGAAAUAA
Mucor mucedo is the source of this 951-nucleotide messenger RNA. Its product is annotated as kinase-like domain-containing protein. The record is from RefSeq and is a predicted model, not a curated record. The transcript is spliced from 7 exons. The coding region runs from base 1 to 951 and encodes 316 amino acids. Gene Ontology annotation, biological process: protein phosphorylation; intracellular signal transduction. Gene Ontology annotation, molecular function: ATP binding; protein serine/threonine kinase activity. Gene Ontology annotation, cellular component: cytoplasm. NCBI's taxonomy places the organism in Eukaryota, Fungi, Mucoromycota, Mucoromycetes, Mucorales, Mucoraceae.